Molecule: messenger RNA, 3865 nt
Organism: Neogale vison (American mink)
Lineage: Eukaryota; Metazoa; Chordata; Mammalia; Carnivora; Mustelidae
Gene: CNTF
Product: ciliary neurotrophic factor
Exons: 2
Coding region: 1689-2291 (200 amino acids)
Biological process (GO): astrocyte activation; positive regulation of axon regeneration; positive regulation of tyrosine phosphorylation of STAT protein
Cellular component (GO): axon
Molecular function (GO): cytokine activity; growth factor activity; ciliary neurotrophic factor receptor binding
Source: RefSeq, a predicted model, not a curated record
AGUGGCCAGAGCAUGACGUUUAUGUAAAGGCAGGUGCUAUUGCUUCUCUCCGGCAGAGUUGAGAUAGUUCACUUCUGACUCUUUGUUCUUGAUCUCUAAUGCUGAGUUGCCAUAGGAUUCUAUGAUCAUCUGGCCAGCUUGGAAACUCCUCCUGUGUUUGAGCCUUCUGGAAAAGAUGGCCUUAUUAAUCUAGUAGAGAGAACUUUAAGGAUGCUGUGAGGUUUAUGUUAGUCUGAUAACGACAAAACCUUGAUAACAUUUAAUAUCAGUGCGUUUUCACAAAACUCCACGUCCACAGCCAGUACUAACUUUAAAAAAGGGGGGGGGGAGGAAAAAUAGAAUCCUCCUACCCUCUUAAAAGGCCUACUGUAGGCUGCCAGUCUCACUUUUCCUCCCUUCCACCCCUUUUUUAUUGUUUCACUGUGGAAGUUUGUACCUGAGAAGGCAUGUGUUUCCAUUUAGAGAAAAUGUCUAUGGUAUGAAACAGUGAAAGUCAGUUGAUUUGGGGAUGACUCAGCUCUUUCUGGGAGCAUCAUCUUCUAACUUGCAGAGUUAAGUUAGAUGCAGUAGAAGAGAAUUCUGCACCUGCUUUUAAACUCUUUUGCCCUUAUUUCAAAGCCCAGCUCAUUCUCGGAAUUUGUUAAGAAGCAGUGUGGUAGGACUGGGAUAAGCAAGAAAAAGAAAAGCAUGUUGUCACUUGAGACUGCCUUAGAACUGUUUCCCAGUCAGGGUUGGGUGUUUCCUGCCCUUUGGAAGAGAACAGGCCUAAACAGUACCUUCUUCAUCCUGUAGCUGCGAGGAAGGCACCAGGAUCGAGGUUAGAGAUGACUUACCUGGCUGAUGUUUAGUUGAGUGUAAAUGAAACUAACUUUAAAUACGGAAUGAAACCAUAGAAGUGAAAAGAUGCUGUGUUUUUAAAGGACGCAUUUCACAUACAUUUUAUUUCUUGAGCAAAAUGUAAAAAACCUAAAGAAUGAAAUUGCAAAGUCAAUGGGAGAAUCAGAGACCUAUAUUUAAAUGAUAUGCCUGCUUGUUGGAUUUUGUGCAACAUUUAGUUUCUUUAACCUUAGUUUCUUAAUGUAAAAUGGGGUAAAUAAUAUUUAUCUCAUAGAAUUAUCCUAAAGAUCAAAUAAAGGCUUUAAAGCCUUUUACACAGUGUCUGUCUCAGAGUAGCUGCUUAAUCAAUGGCAGCUAUAUUGAUGAUAAAAACUUAAUAUUAUUGAAUACUUUGCCAGGCCAAAAAAGGAAAGAAAGAAAGAAGGAAGAGGACAUGGGGAGUACAAGGGACGGUGAUAACAAAAUGAACUGAUGAUGUGUACAUAAAGUAGAUCACAUUAGGCAGGGGUGUCAUGAGGAUUAGUGCGAUAGUGACCUUGUUGCUAAGUGCAAAAGCAAAACAAUGACAUAAAAACAAGUAGGCUCGGCACUGGUGGAGGAGAGAGAUGGCGGCAGACACUGCAGGAAAGAAAGCUGAUUAAAAAGGGGCCUUUGAUUCCACAGGCACAAAAAUCCACAGCCAGGAAUUUGCUGCCACCUCUGAGUCAGGCAGGGGGGUGGGGGUGGGGUGCACAAUCCCAUUAGUAGAGAAUGCCCAGUGGAUUUAGUCUGAGAGUCACAUUUCUUAUUUGGACCAGUGUAGACAGAAGCAAACCCAGCUCACUUGUUUCCUGGGACAGUUGAGUUAGGGGAUGGCUUUUGCAGAGCACUCACCGCUGACCCCUCACCGCCGGGACCUCUGUAGCCGCUCUAUCUGGCUAGCAAGGAAGAUUCGUUCAGACCUGACUGCUCUUUUGGAAUCUUAUAUGAAGCAUCAGGGCCUGAACGAGAACAUAAACCUGGACUCUGUGGAUGGCGUGCCAAUGGCAAGCACUGAUCGGUGGAGUGAGCUGACUGAGGCAGAGCGACUCCAAGAAAACCUCCAAGCUUAUCGUGCCUUCCAUGCUAUGUUGGCCAGGCUUUUAGAAGACCAGCAGGUGCAUUUUACUCCAGCUGAAGGGGAUUUCCAUCAAGCAAUACAUACCAUCCUGCUCCAAGUUGCUGCCUUUGCUUACCAGCUGGAGGAAUUAAUGAUGCUCUUGGAACACAAGAUCCCCCCCAACGAGGCUGAUGGGAUGCCCAUGAUUGGUGGAGAUGGUGGUCUCUUCGAGAAGAAGCUGUGGGGCCUAAAGGUGUUGCGAGAGCUUUCACAGUGGACAGUGAGAUCUAUCCAUGACCUUCGAGUCAUUUCUUCUCAUCAGACUGGGAUUCCAACACAUGGGAGCCAUUAUAUUGCUAAUGACAAGAAAAUAUAGCAAUUAUCCCCUCCUCUCUCUCCCUCCUUCCUUUUCUAAUGGAAUAUACACUGCCCUGAGGCCUUAGUUUCCCAUUCUUGUUUUGAAGGGUUGAAAGUUUUCUAACCUUUGAGACCAUAGGCAUUUUCAUCAAGUAGGGUUGGAGACCUGGACAGGUAUGAUUGUGUGUGUAUGUGUGUAUGUGUGUUGGGGCCAUAAUGGAAUGGAGGCAAGGGCAACAUCCUUCCACCUUAGUGCUCUAACCUUUCUACCCACUAAGUUAACUUUACAAGGAUUUAACAGUCUCACAGGAUAAAUGUGUUUAACUUUAGUCCUAGAUGACUUUUCUGGGAAGAUUAAAAAUUAAUAGUCCUGGACUCUAGCCAAUUCAAACUCCUGGAUAAUAAAAAUACUAACAUUUAUUAAGUACUAUAUUGUAGCAGUAUGCCGGGAGCUCUGUGUAUCUUAAAAUAUUCACAACAGCCCUCUUGAGGGAGGUUUUUCUCAUCUGGCAGAUGAGAAAACAAGUUCUAACUUGGUCAAGAUUACCCAACUAGCAAAUGGCACACUUAAGUUCGAACCCAGGUAUUUCUUAUCCCAAAGCCUAUGUGCCCUCUACUCUAGAGGCCUGAUUAUGACCCUCUGUCACUGCACCUCUUUGCCGUAGAGAGUUGGAAAAUACAUUCAUGUAUUCUAUCCCCAGCACUGGAAAACAAUCCCCAUUAUAUGUCCUUAUAGGUCAGUGACACAAUUUUAGUGUUAAAGGCGGUAUUUGUUGCCCACGCUUGGCAAAGACGAGAGCAUUAGAGAUGUUAAAAUUCUGUUUGGGGAAAAGAGUAGGCCCACCAGACUUCUGAAAUUAGGAAACUGAAGAUGUGCUGUAAUACAGCCUGCUUUAUAAAGUGUUCCCAAAUGUUUUAGGGUUGGGCACAGCUCAGAGCAGCUUACCCCGCAUUUAUGGUGAUCAGCAGUACAGCGAUACAGGCCCUGUAAGCAAACAUUCACGGACAAUGGUUGGAAUAGUACUCAGGUUAAAAUGUCACAAAACUCCUUUACCACACAUUCUCUGGACUUAGUCAUGAGGAGAGGGUGAGGCCCACUCUGUUCCCAGUGGGAAUGCCAGCAAUUCUGAAACAAUAUAUAGCACAGCCUCCAUGUUUCACAACAGAGGGACAGGGUGCUGUGUUUAAUGUUCUUGAGAGAAACACUGUGAAAGACACCAAUGGGCAAAUGUGGGAAUUAAUGGAAAGGUCAUUUGUAGUCGGGUCUGUGGACUAGUGGUGCGGCAGAAAUCCAGAAGUUCCCAGGUGUAAUGGUAUUUCACACUACCAGUUAAACCCACCAUCUUGGAUGCAGGACCCAGAUUAAUUUAGUUUACUUAUUUGAAGCUCCUGUGCUCUUAAGUGAAUCAGGAAUCGGAGAGGGCUGGCACCCAUAGGCUGCAUGAGAUGGGAUGGGGUGACCUAGCUUGUGUCUUUUUCCCACAAGGGUUCAUGAGGUCAGUGUUAAAAGGACUCUGGUUGGGCACUGUGGCAAUACAAGGGACAUAAGGCCCUGCUAUGUUCUCUGCAUUUGUGGAAAUGAGCUUGUAUGCA